Molecule: messenger RNA, 998 nt
Organism: Argiope bruennichi
Lineage: Eukaryota; Metazoa; Arthropoda; Arachnida; Araneae; Araneidae
Exons: 5
Coding region: 32-784 (250 amino acids)
Source: RefSeq, a predicted model, not a curated record
UUAACAUAUCACAUGAUGAAUCAAAGUAUAAAUGGGCUAUUUUUCAUUUCUUACUUAUAUUUAUUUCUUGAUACUUAGCUGUUUGAGAAGCUGUUCAAUAGAAUUUUUUUCUUCAUUCUUGUAUUUAUUUAUAUUGAAAAUGUAUAUUUUAAGGCAUCUAUCGAUGGAAUCAUCGCUACUGUUUUUUUUGACGGUCACCUUGAUGUUUGCUGGUGACCAUUGCUUCUCUCAAUCCAUGUCCUGUAGCACAGUCAAUGGCAAAACGAUUUGCGAAAAGCAGAGUAGUGCUGGAAACACGGCUGGGGCAUUCUCGAGUUCUUCCUUCGGAACAAAUGGUGCUUUACAAAAUGCAGCUGCCGCAACAGGCAAUAUAUUUUCAGGCCUAGGAAAAUCGUCCGUUGCAUCAGCUGAUAAUCACAUUGUUAGAAGAACAGAAUUUCCAAAUUUCUUUCCAAACUUCAAUGUCCAACUUCCAAGAAUGUAUGUUCCUGGUCAUCUAACUGGUGCUGGUGCCAGUGAUGCCACAAGUUAUGGUUCUAAUACCGGCACUGUCGGUUUUAGUACAAGUGGCUUUCAUGGCAUUAGUAAUAAUAAUGGAAUUCCUGGUCCUGCUUUUGGUGGAUAUGCUGUUGCUGAUUCUAGUGGCAAUAGUUAUUAUGGUGGCGGUAAUGUUAAUGGUGGUGGUUAUGGAUAUGGUUACGGUAAUAUGGAUGUUAAAAAAAUUUUUGAAAGCACCGGUCUCGGUGCUGGUUUCCCUUUCAAUGUUUUUGGAAGAAGACGUUAAAUCAAGACCGACGAUAGCACUCUGUCGGUCGAGAAACGAAACUGAUCGUUAAAAUGUAACAUAUCUACUGAAAAUAAUUUGUGAAUUGUUUGCAAUCUGAUGUCUCAAAAAAUAUCGUCCGAGUUUAAUGUGUCUUUAAUUAUGAGAUUAUGUAACGAAACCACUUCGUUUUUGUUACUUCUGAUAAUGAAUAUAUAAGAACUGUUAAAACUGA